CCGAGGCGCUAUGGCUCACGUGGGCUCUCGCAAGCGUUCGAGGAGUCGCAGCCGAUCCCAGGGGCGAGGGGCGGAAAAGAGGAGGAAGAAGAGCAGUAAGGACGCUCCGAGGAGCUGCUCGACCUCUAGAUCCCAAGGCCGCAAGGCCAGCACCGCCUCCGGGGCCGAGGCCUCACCUUCUCCCUGCAUCACAGAGAGAAGCAGGCCCAAGGCCCGGAGGAGACCGCGAUCCAGCCCCUCCUCCUCUUCUUCCGGUUCUUCUAGCUCCUCUUCUUCCUCUUCGUCCUCCUCCUCUUCCUCCAGCGAUGGCCCGAAGAAGCGGCGGAAGCACAAGGACAAGAAGAGGAAGAGGAAGAAGAAGAAGAAGAAGAAGAAGCUGAAGAAGAAGGAAAAAGAGAAGCCCAAGGUGCAGCAGGCUGAGGCCCUGCCCGGGCCCUCGCUGGACCAGUGGCACCGAGCAGCCGUGGAGGAAGAGGAUGGCCCAGUCCUGACGGAUGAGCAGAAGUCCCGCAUCCAGGCCAUGAAGCCCAUGACCAAGGAAGAGUGGGAUGCCCGGCAGAGCAUCAUCCGCAAGGUGGUGGACCCUGAGACGGGACGCACCAGGCUCAUUAAGGGAGAUGGUGAGGUCUUGGAAGAAAUCGUAACCAAAGAGCGACACAGAGAGAUCAACAAGCAAGCCACCCGCGGGGACGGCCUGGCCUUCCAGAUGCGAGCUGGGCUGCUGCCAUGA
This is a messenger RNA of Orycteropus afer afer, 730 nucleotides long. The record is from RefSeq and is a predicted model, not a curated record. Lineage: Eukaryota; Metazoa; Chordata; Mammalia; Tubulidentata; Orycteropodidae.